CGUGUACCGCUGACCAUAACUGCUGCUGUGGGUUUGUACAGUAGCUGUCGCGCCUUCUCGUGGCAGCCUCCACGGAAAGCAGCUGGAAACGCCUUUUUCUCAUGUCGGCCAGCCGGUCCGUUCCUGUCGGAGAGCUAACGGGUGCGUUACCGGACGGAAUGAUGUAGCGGAGUAACUCUUUUCGGGCGAACUGCGCAGCACUUUAGCAUGCUAAGCUAACCAGUCGGUGAAACUGUAGCCAGUGAGAGUAGAGUGAGGCUAACAGGCUCCGAGCUAACGCGGGGCUAGCGUUCACCACCUGCGGGCUGUUGCUAACUCCGUGACGCCGCCGCUUGCUAACGGGACGAUGGAAAGUGUGAAGGAAAACGGGACUGGCGGAGUCUCAACGCCGUCAGCGCCACAUGGUUUACCGGACUGUGUCAGUGACAGUAACUCUAUGAAGCCCAGUGGAUUAACGCCGAUUUCCACUGGAAAGAGACCGUCCAUCGGGGAGGAUGACGGGGGAGGCGCAGAGGCGAAACUCUUCGGGAAGGGAAUCGCGGCCACCUCCCUUCUCCAGAUUGCGAUCAGGAACGGUAUCUAUCAAAAUCAAGUUGCCACCGGCGGUGCGGCCAAAAACCUCAACAUGCCCGCCGUGAAAACAGCCAACAUGUAUAAUCUGACAUCGGCCAACAGCAGCACUUCUGUCAACUCUCUGCUCAGCAGGAGACGACACAGGCAUAAGAGGAAUUUGUCGCUGGGGGCUCCGCCGACCAGCGCCUCUGCCGCGCUGUCUUCCGCGGAAGCUGCCGGCGCCGCUGCCUCCGCUUCACCGCUGAGCACCCUCAGCCUUGACAGGAGGACUUUUCUUCGGCAGAAGCAGUCCAAGCAGCUCCAGGCCUCUGAUAAGUCGUGGGUGAGAUCGGAGCACCGGCGGGGCUGCAUUCACGUCCACGACUGGCUCACGCCCUCCUACCCACGCCCCGUUCUGUGCACAGUGGACACCCCAGCUCGGGAGGUAGCCUCGAAGCUGGAGGGGAGCAAAGCUGGAGCUGUGCUAAGAAUCAACAGCAAAACUGCUGCAUCAGUUGACGUAAAUGAUAAUUGUAAAUACAGUAAUGGUCAGUCUGAUGAUAGUCACAGUGUAACUGUUGGUGUGGACGGCAGAAACCAUAAAGGAGAGGAGAAUGGACUCAUGAAACAGUAUUAUCUCGACACUAAACUGUCCUCUAACUUGUUGGAUGAUAAAAGCACAAGCAACUCCUCAUCUGAGGUUUACCUUAAUGACAUUGGGGUGGACUUGAGUCUGAGUGCGGCAGACUGUUAUGGUGUCUACUCGGGUUCAGAUAUGGAGAGCAGCACCUGUGAGGACUUCAGUCCAGGUGGAUCCAGGAGCACAGAGCACCGGGACUCACUCAGUGAUGCCCUGGGUUUGGGCACGGACUCCUCAGUGAUGAGCCAAAACUGUGACAGUGCCACAGAGGAGCCUGACCCGUUUGAGAGCUCCUCUGAUGAAGUGGACCUCGCUUCAUCCCCAACACACUCAAACAGUGACUGUGCCGUGGACCAGCAGGGAGACCUGACCACCACCACCUCUGACCCCUCCAACCAAGUGACAAGACUAGAUCAAAAUGCUGAGACAGGAGCUGGGGAUAACACAGAUACCCCCAUAUUAAUCAAACCUCCCUCCAAAUGCGCCAGCAGCUCCCAGUCUCGACCCCUGACCAGCCAAGCAUCUGUCCAGCCUGACCUGGAGAUCUCUGGGGGGAGCAGAGGAUGGUCAGAGCCCAUAAAUUCUAGUCCGACCCCAGCCCUUUUUGUCCAGCUGCAUGGUGGAGCUGUGCGGCGGCUGGGCGAUGAGGAGAGGCCUCUGCAGAUAUUAAACGAGUACCUCACCAAUCUGGGCUAUGAAGAUGCUUGGAGGGUGCAGGAGGAGGGGAUGAAUCCAGAAAUCGGCUGCCUGAUCCGUUUCUACUUUGGUAAGCCUCGCAGUGUGGGCGGUUCUGAGCGUGUGCAGCUCUCCGGCGUGUUCAACGUUCGCAAAGGGAAGCUCGCGCUGCCAGUGAACCGCUGGUCGAGGCGUCAAGUCACACUGAGUGGAACCUGCCUCAUUGUCUCGUCCGUGAAACACGCCCACACCGGCAAGAUGCACAUCCUCCCCCUCAUCGGAGGAAAGGUGGAGGAGGUGAAGAGACACAGCCACUGCCUGGCUUUCAGCUCUGCGGGUCCUCAGAGUCAAACCUACUACAUCAGCUAUGACUCGUACACAGAUCACCUGCGGUGGCACAGGAUGGCCUCAAAGAUUGCGUCGCAGAGGGUGAACUCGGUCGACCUGUCCUGCUGCAGCCUGGAGGAGCUGCCUGCUCAGCUGUUUUACAGCCAGGACCUCACCCACCUCAAUCUCAAAAACAACUUCAUUUCCCCUCACAGAGGAGUUCCAGCACUCACCAGGUUUUGUAAACUGAGAAGCCUCAGUCUGUCGAAUAACUCGCUGUCCGAGUUUCCUCUGGCCUUGUGUGACAUCACGUCGCUCACGGAGCUCAACUUGUCUGCAAACCGUCUCUCGUCGCUGCCUGCGGAUGUAGGAACCAUGCACAAUCUGCAGACGCUUCUCCUGGACAGUAAUGUGCUGACCUCUCUGCCCGCGGAGCUGGGCUCUCUGGACAGCCUCACCUACCUCGGCUUAUCCUUCAACUGUUUCAGCGGCGUCCCCGCCCUGCUGGAGAAGCUCAAAGGCAUGGAGAGACUGUGUCUGGCAGGGAACCAGCUCUCUGUCCUGGACAUGGUCGGACUGCAGUGGCUCUCUGUUCACCAUGUCGAUGUCAGAUUGAACCAGCUUCAGAAGGUGACAGUCGGGGACCCGGAGCAUCUGGACCACAUCGUCCACUUGGACCUGAGGGAUACUGGUCUGCAGGAGCUGGAUGUCCGGUCUCUCUGUAGACUCGAGGUCCUCCGCUGUGACAGAAACACUCUGACUAACCUCAGAGUCAGUGGCCACGCCCUCAAGAGCCUGCACGCCACUCAUAAUGAGCUGCAGCAGUUGGAGGUUCAGCCCAUGCCAGAGAAUCUGACGGUGCUCGACUUGUCCUGGAACAAGCUGGGAUGUGUCCCUGCCUGGGUGUGCGACAGCAGCAGACUGGAGGUGUUGGACGUCAGUCACAACUCUGUCACCGAGCUGCCCAUACAGCUGCUGUCCAGCGUGAGCUUGAGAAAGCUUCUUGCAGGCUGGAACCAAGUGUGUCGGCUGGCUGAGAGGCUGGAGAGGUCGCAGCUCGAGGUCCUCGACCUCCAGCACAACUAUCUGACUGAGCUCCCACACAACCUGUUCAUGAAGGCACAGAGCCUGCGAUAUCUAAACGUGUCGGCCAAUAAGCUGGAGAACCUCCCCGCGGCCAGCGUAUCGGAGGACAACGUCAGCAGCCUGCAGGAGCUCUACGCGACCAACAACAGUCUGACAGACAAGUGUGUCCCUCUGCUGACGGCACAUGGCCGCCUCAGGGUGCUUCACCUCGCCUUCAACCAGCUGCAGACCUUCACUGCCAGUAAACUGGCCCGACUGGAGCAGCUGGAGGAGCUGGACCUGAGCGGCAACCGACUGAGGGCGGUGCCCACCACCAUCCUCAGCUGUCAGCGCAUGCACACGCUGUCAGCUCACUCCAACUGCAUCAACGCGUUCCCAGAGGUCCUCCAGCUGCCUGAGAUCAAAUGCGUCGACCUGAGCUGCAACGAGCUGACAGAGGUGACUCUGCCAGAGACGCUUCCUCCGAAGCUUCAGGAGCUGGACCUCACAGGAAAUCCUCGCCUCAACCUGGACCACAAAAGCCUGGAGCUCCUCAAUAACAUCCGAUGUUUCCGAGUGGAUCCGUCUCCUUCUGCUCCGUGUGGGAGUGAGGGUCACGGGGCCCCUGCGGUGUGGAGCCACGGCUACACCGAAGCCUCUGGAGUCAAAAACAAGUUGUGUGUGGCUGCUCUGGCUCUGGACGGUUUCUGCGGCAUUCGUGAAGCUCUGUACGGGGUUUUUGAUGGAGACCGGAAUGUCGAGGUGCCCUACCUGCUGCAGUGCACCAUGGGAGACGUGCUGGCGGAGGAGCUGCACAGGGGCCACAGGCAGGAGGAUUACAUGACCAACACUUUCCUCACCAUGCAGAGGAAGCUGGGCACUGCAGGUCAGAGGAUGGGCGGCUCCGCGGCUUUAUGCCACAUCCGACACGACCCGGUGGCUCUUGGCGAGCACGGCGGCUGCUUCACGCUGAAGGCCGCUAACGUAGGCAGGUGUCAGGCUGUUCUGUGCCGAGACGGCAAAGCUAUGCAACUCUCCAGCACACACACUGUCAAAGACGAGUCCGAGUACCAGAGAGUGCGAAAGCACAACGCCAUCAUCACAGAGGAUAACAAAGUCAGUGGCGUGACCGACUCCACCAGAAUGAUGGGUUACUCCUUCCUGUGCCCGUCUGUGACCCCUCAGCCCCACGUCUCCACGGUGACGCUCACACCGCAGGAUGAGUUCUUUCUCCUGGGCAGCCGGGGAUUAUGGGACAUGUUGUCUCCCAGCGAAGCGGUGGAGGCGGUCAGGAACGUGCCGGACGCUCUGGCUGCUGCAAAGAAGCUGGUGACUCUGGCCCAGAGCUACGGCUGCUCCGACAGCCUCAGCGCCGUUGUCGUCCAGCUCAGCAUCACCGAAGACUGCUGCUGUUUCUGCGAGCCGCCGCCGCCACCGCCCAGUCCCGGCCCGGGCACACACACCAGCACACACCAGUACUCGGCAGGCGGAGACAGUGGCAUACCGGUGCCGCCGGCCUCCUCAGGGACGGUAAGCGAGCUCAGCAGCGAGUUCAGCACGUCUGAAAUGAGCAGCGAGGUGGGAUCCACGGCGUCGUCGGAGGAGCCGCCGCUUCAGACCGAGCCUCUGGCGUCACACCUCAACCUCCUGGGACGAGCCAGCGCGCGGAGACCGGCGUGUGGAGGCAGCGGCGGCUUCCAGAGGCAGUUCUCUGGAGCGCUGUCCGACAACGGGCUCGACAGUGAGGACGAGGAGCCCAUCGCCGGCGUCUUCUCCAACGGCAGCCGCGUGGAGGUGGAAGCUGACGUCCACUGUCUGCACCGCCAUAAUUGUCCAACUCAUACUCAGCCGAGCACAAACAUCCCUCCUCCUGCGUCACCGUCUCCCUUCUCCUCUCAGUCUCCCUCACCCGUCCCUCCCUCCUCCCCCUGCCUCAGCGGGGAGUCCCGGUCUGGGACUCUGGGUCGCCGGGCUCGAGCUAACGGCUCUGUCGCCUGCCAAGGCAGGAACCAGGAUGUCAUAGAGGAAGCGGCCGACGCCCCCGUCAGGAAACAAGGAGGCUACUUCAACGCUCCCGCGCAGCCGGACCCCGACGACCAGCUCAUCAUCCCGCCAGAGCUGGAGGAGGAGGUGCGGCAGAUCAUCCAGCAGCAGCAGGAACAGAUGCAGACACACAACCAGCAAGCACACAGCUACCAGAAACCUGCAGACUAUUUUGUAACACCCCUUUAACUCCUGCCCCCUACUGGUGUCUCAUCCUGGACUUCAGACUGAACUGAGAGUCAGGUCUCGACACUCAUUUUUUUACCGCUCCUUCCAAAGAAUACUCAGAGUAGGGCUGCACGCUUCACCGGAAACUAAGUUUGAACACAUUUUACAACAAAUUUCACACCAUUCCUUUGAAGAACAUCAAACAUGACGGCCAUUGUUUCAUUCAUACACUUACUGCUAGUCACACAAAGUUGAUUAUUGGUUACCAUGAUGUCUACUGCGCUAACAGGUGACUCAGCAGAUUUGUGAUUUUUGAUAUAGAUGCAAAAAUACUUCCACACUCAGGACGGAUUAGUUUGCGCUUUCACAGUAAAACAACCAAACAUCACUCACAUCAUGGUAAAAGUCUAAUUUUAGUCAGACUAAGACAAUAAUCCGGUUUCCUUAAUGUCACGUUAGUCCGCAUAAAAUCGAGCUAUUCUUAGUCAGACUAACAUACCAGGAUAAUGCGAUUGAUAGUCUGAUUACUGCUGCAUGUGUACGCUUAGUCAGACUUGGUGUUCUGCACAUGCACCAAAUUGUCCUCCCGAGACAACGAAUAAACUGCUGUAAGAACAAAUAACACGAUGGCGUUGUUGGCCACAACAGGAAAGUGAUUACAGCGCCACCUACAUGGCUGAAUACAUCGAUUUUCUCCUCCACAUGUAUACUCAGGGGUCGGCAAGUUGUCCAAUUGCCUGUCUUAGUCGGACUACGACGGCCUUAGCUCGAUUUAAAGUGAGGGCAUUAAAAAUUGAUCCAUGGCCAAGCUCCUCUCACAGCGCCCUCUGCUGGAUCACGUUGUUAAGACUUUUUAGCUUAAAAGUGACGUUCCAAACACCUCUGUGAUCUAAUUUCUAAAAUAACUCCCAACAUGACAAACACAGGUAGUGAAACAUUGAGAGACAGAGCCGGUGGAAGUGCAGGUGAGUGAGAAAAGAUAAUAUAUAUUUAUUUAAUCGUUAAUGAUUGACUUAAAAAACAAUUGUACACACUCAAGUUUUCCGCUGAAGACUCGUGCAGCUCUGACUCGUGAGUUUUCACAACACUUUAAUGGACCACGGACAGUUUGGUUACUUUUUUAUUUUUACUUUAUUUCUACUGUUUAUGCCCCUUGAAAUGCAAUAUUUUAUAACAAUUUCCGUUGAUUAAAUCUCCAUAUUUUUUAAUCAUAUCUUUAAGUUGAAGAAGCACUUUCGCUUUUUGCUUUUUUUUUUGUCUUGUAGACUUUGGAGUUGACUUCUCUGUUACAUGGUACUUUUUGGAGAUUUUGGACCAUUCUGUUUUUUUGUGUCAAGGCAGAACCUCCCGUUCGUCGUGGGCUGACGGCCUUACAGUAGUCGGAGUUAGUGAAACUGUUUUAACUAACUCCUAGAGGAGUUUAAUACUUACGAGUGACCUAGUCACUGAAGCGUACUAAUAUUCUCUGAGAGAAAAGACGAUUAUUUCAGGCGGCUGACGUUUCCGGGUCUGUGUUGUUGGGGCCAAGCGGAGUUCAGAGUGGUGCUGCAGUGGUGAGUAAAUGGAUCCUUCACUUAUUACCAGCUCAGUAGCUGUUCUCGGAGCAGUUUUACACACUUCUUUACAAACGGCAAAUCGCAUCACAGAGCUACUUUUGCUAUGUAAUAAAUUAAAAGUUUUCAGAUAACCACAACAUGUCCAUUCA
Molecule: messenger RNA, 7175 nt
Organism: Solea senegalensis (Senegalese sole)
Lineage: Eukaryota; Metazoa; Chordata; Actinopteri; Pleuronectiformes; Soleidae
Product: PH domain leucine-rich repeat-containing protein phosphatase 1-like
Exons: 17
Coding region: 347-5491 (1714 amino acids)
Molecular function (GO): protein binding
Source: RefSeq, a predicted model, not a curated record